GCGUCAGACGUACGCGGGCUGUAAACGGUAGAGCGACGGAAGAGGGUUAAGAAGGCUCCAGUGUAUAUGUAUAUGUUUUUUUUCUUCUCUCCAAUGUAAAGUAAAUCCGCCUUCAUCCUUUUUUAAACGCUUCGUUUUUAAAAAGAAAACAUCCGGAGCAUAAAUUUGACACUUUAGACUUCAUGUCGAGCCCGAUAUUGUGAUGGUGCGACGCUCGGAAUGUUAGAAAACAAAUGGUGAAAAAACUGGGAUAAUUAUUGAAGGGGAAUUAGCUUAGCAUUAGCUUUAGCGUUAGCUUUCAGUGUAGCUUAGCACAGCUGUGGAGCCUGGAGAGUGACUUCAGCACGGAAGAGACAGAGAGAGAGACACACACACACAGAGACAGAGAGAAUAUAGAUAGACUUGGCGUAUUAUUGUUGUUAUUUUUUAUAGUUUUAUCGAUAUAAUCACAUACAUCCUUUCUGUAUUUUUGGUAGAGCUAGCUGUUUUGCUAGCUGUGUAAUUUAGUUAUUUUUGUACGAUGGAGUUGAGAGUCGGGAACAGAUACAGGCUCGGGAGGAAAAUCGGCUCCGGGUCGUUUGGAGACAUUUAUUUGGGCACGGACAUCUCGGUCGGCGAGGAAGUCGCCAUCAAGCUAGAAUGCGUGAAGACGAAACAUCCUCAGCUGCACAUCGAGAGCAAAAUCUACAAGAUGAUGCAAGGAGGAGUGGGGAUCCCGACGAUUAAAUGGUGCGGAGCUGAAGGAGAUUACAACGUGAUGGUGAUGGAGCUCCUCGGCCCCAGUCUGGAGGAUCUGUUCAACUUCUGCUCCCGCAAAUUCAGCCUCAAGACUGUUCUACUCCUGGCUGACCAGAUGAUCAGCCGCAUCGAGUACAUCCACUCGAAGAACUUCAUCCACAGAGACGUGAAGCCUGAUAACUUCCUCAUGGGCCUCGGGAAGAAAGGCAACCUCGUUUACAUCAUCGACUUCGGCCUGGCCAAGAAGUACAGAGACGCUCGGACACACCAGCACAUACCGUACAGAGAGAACAAGAACCUGACCGGCACGGCCCGCUACGCCUCCAUCAACACACAUCUGGGCAUAGAGCAGAGCAGAAGAGACGAUCUGGAGUCACUCGGCUACGUGCUCAUGUACUUCAACCUUGGCUCUCUGCCCUGGCAAGGACUAAAGGCUGCGACCAAGAGGCAGAAGUACGAGCGGAUCAGCGAGAAGAAGAUGUCCACGCCCAUCGAAGUGCUGUGCAAAGGAUACCCGUCCGAGUUCGCUACGUACCUCAACUUCUGCCGCUCCUUACGCUUCGACGACAAGCCCGACUACUCCUACCUGCGACAGCUCUUCAGGAACCUCUUCCACAGACAGGGAUUCUCCUACGACUACGUGUUCGACUGGAACAUGCUGAAGUUUGGAGCGAACAGAGCAGUGGAGGAUGCCGAGAGGGAGAGGAGGGAUCGAGAGGAGCGUUUGAGACACGGCAGGAAUCCGGCAGCCAGAGGAAUGCCGUCGGCCUCCAGCAGACCCAGAGGAACACAGGACGUAGCACCACCCGCUCCACUCACACCCACCUCACACACAGGAAUGGAGCGUGAGAGGAAGGUCAGCAUGCGAUUACACCGCGGCGCUCCGGUGAACAUCUCCUCCUCUGACCUGACCGGCCGACAGGACACCUCACGAAUGUCCACGUCACAGAAUAGCAUUCCCUUCGAUCUCCACGGCAAGUAGAGAGGCAGCAGCGGGCUCUGUCCCGCGUCACUCCGAGCGGCCUGCAGUCUGCUGUUCCUCGAUGAGCGUCUGCGCAGCCGCAGUCACCCUGAGCAAAUCAAAGCCACACACAGACUCAACUUUUCUUUUAUUUUCCUCAACACACUAACACAAACUGUCGCUGAGGGAGACGGAGACACACACACACACACACACACACACAGUCUCUCUCUCUCUCUAUCUGUCUCUCUCUCUGUCUCUCUCACACACACACACACACACACACACACGUUCUCACGCAGCCACACUGGAAAUCAAAUCAAACAGCUGAGGCACGUCGUCUCCACGUGCUUUUUCACUCUGAUCUAUGAAGACCUCUGGAGUGGGCGGGGCUUUGACAGAAGGGGGGAGGGUUAAUGACAUUUCUCUGCCUGUCAGUCAUGCGCAGUGGGCGGAGCCAUCACGAACAGCGCAAAAAAAAAAAAAAAAAAAAAAUUCCUCCACUCAGCUUCAGAUGGAGCUGUACUUACUGAUAGCCAUUGAUCUUGUGUUUCUCUGAACUGUUUCUGAUUUUAAUUUUUUAAUCCUUUAUUUUUUUUUUUUCUCGUUUAUUAACGAAGAUUAAACUCAGUUUUCACCAGCUGCGGGUGUGCUGAUUCAUGGGAGUUAAUGUUUGUAAAGUUCUUGCAAAAAAAAAAUCCAGGUGGAUGAAAGUGGAGAGUAGACAACAGAUAAUAGCGUUAAUUUUUUUGUUUUUCUCGUUUGGUAACGACGUGUAAAUCGUUUUUGCGGAAAUCUGUGCAAAAAUCCAAGCCGUUGAUUGUGUUUUUGCGACUUUAGAUCAGAUCUGUCGUGGGGAAUAACCAGCGUUUUGACUUUGCAGUUUAUUAUUUGUUACGAGGCGUGAAUAAAAUGAUCAGAUCGCAGUCGCACCAGACUUCUUUGACAUUUUUAGUGUGUACAUGUCUGUUUUUCCCCCUUUGCAUUCCCAGAAGCUGUGAAAUUCACGUUGCUGCAGUCAGCUCUCUCUCUCUCUCUCUCUCUCUCUCUCUCUCUCUCUCUCUUUCUCUUCUCGAUCACAUGGACGUGUGUGAGGUUUGGGAUUUGUGUCCACGUUGUGCGUUUGUGUUAAAGCAUGUUGAUUUGGGCUUCUUGGAACGGUUUAAUGAUGUAAGAGUCUGGGGAUUGAAUGCUAUGAUGAUGACGAUGACGACGACGAUGAUGAUCUUUGAUAGAGAUGAAGUCAUCUGUGCCCUUUAAGCAAAUUAUUAUUGUUUUUUUUUUUUUUUUUUCCUUUUUAACUAUUUGAAUUUUUUAUUUGCUAAACAUUACCCAGGCUUUUAGGCUAAACUGUGGACGGUGCUCGGAGUGUAGGAAGGAAAGCGGCAGGCUCUUGACCGUAGUCGAGUGUUUAGGCGUUUCUCUGUAGUCGGGAAGGGGGGUGUAGUGCUGAGAAAACUCCUUCAUUCUGUUGUCAUGUAUAUAGGACGUGUAGUUGAUCACCAGGUACCCUUUUUUUCCCCCCCUGUAGCCUCUUGUUUGUCUCUGUGUGUGUGUGUGUGUGUGUAUGUGUGUAGUGUGUGGGGCAGACUGUAGUGUUUAGAGGGAUGAUAAGGAUUUUGUUGCCUUUUUUUUUUUUUUUAAAUUUUAAAAGUUAGUCUUUCUUCACUAAUAUUUACAAAAGCGGCUCCUGUGCCGGUGCGAGUGAGAGCACACUUUGGGAUCGAGCGAUUCUGGGUUUUCCUUCUCUCUCUUUUUUUUUUUUUUUUCUCCCCCUCCUUUUGACUGAUUUCAUCACCACCCAAUCACCACACUGUGCUGUAUCCGAUGGAAUGAUGGGAAUCUUCCUGCUUGGGAAGGUUUUAUUUUUUUUUCCUCCUCAUUUGUAUUGCCACUGUAUUUGUGUAUUUUAAAUUGUGUAAAUAAAUUAAUAAGUACUUGUA
Molecule: messenger RNA, 3642 nt
Organism: Pangasianodon hypophthalmus (striped catfish)
Lineage: Eukaryota; Metazoa; Chordata; Actinopteri; Siluriformes; Pangasiidae
Gene: csnk1da
Product: casein kinase 1, delta a
Exons: 10
Coding region: 521-1720 (399 amino acids)
Biological process (GO): positive regulation of proteasomal ubiquitin-dependent protein catabolic process; positive regulation of canonical Wnt signaling pathway; non-motile cilium assembly
Cellular component (GO): nucleus; cytoplasm; spindle microtubule
Molecular function (GO): protein serine/threonine kinase activity; ATP binding
Source: RefSeq, a predicted model, not a curated record